AUGUGCACAGUGCACUGCAUCCCUGACCUCCUCAGGUUGAGGCCCAAACUCCACUGCUCCCAUGGGUGCUGUGAGGUGUUGUUUUGGGAUGGUGGUCCUGAGGGGGAGGGGGGGGCUCAUCCCAACACCUGCUGGUCUCAGGGGGAGGGGCAGGGAAAGUGUAGGGGGAGGGGUGCGUGCUCUUUGUAUACUCAUGUUCUGGAGCUGGGACGGAGCGCAGACAGCUUAGUUCUGCUUAUUAAAGCUGUCUUCUUCAAACUGAAAGGAAAACCUGUGCGGCGGUUCUCUGCGUCCACAGCCGACUUUGAGGCCGACACGAGCGGACACGCCGUUGCCAUGACGACAGACGAGGCGGAAAGCCAGCAGAAGAAGCCUCGGCAGCAGCAGGAGGAGGGGGGUCAGGAGGAGCAGCCGCCCUCCCCGGAACACGAGCACCUGCUGCGGGCGCGCAACAGGAGCUCCACGGGCCGAGGCCUGUCCCGCCUCUUCUCCUCGCUCCUCAAGAGGCGCUCCCAGUGCGACAGCGACUCCCCCGACAAGGAUGGCCCGGCCCAGGACGAGGCCAAGGCCCCCAUUGCCCUGGCAGACCCCGAACUGAGGGCCGAGCCCGAGGGAGAGGUCCCGGAGCCUGAGCAGGAAGUGACCUGGAUGGACAUGAACAAGGAGAUCCGCAGACAGGUGCACGGAGCAAACUACAACUUCACCUUCAACGUCAAGUUCUACCCCUCAGACCCGGCCCAGCUCACCGAGGACAUCACCAGGUUAACCUCCACAGAGAUGGCCACCACCCCCAGAAAGUUCCUGGCUCUGGGCUCCAAGUUCCGGUACAGUGGGCGUACCCAGGCCCAGACCAGGCAGGCCAGCUCCUUGAUCGCCCGCCCCGCCCCCGCCUUCCAGAGGACAAACAGCAAGAGGAACUCCCGCAGUCUGGACGGAGCCAUGGCCUCCACUCCAGACAACAAGUCGUCCCGACCGGUCAGUGCGCCCGUCAUGUCCCCUGUGUCGCCCGGUGAAGCCACGCCCUCCCCGCUCCUGCCCGCCCUCCGUCACCUUGCUGACCAGCUCGACGGCUCCACUCCCAAGAGCCGGCGCUCCGCUGACCGCAGGAACGAGGUCCGGACCGACCGGCACUCGGACUCAGCCAGGAGCAGUCCCAGGCUGGACUUCACCCCCGAGCUCAAGGAAAGAGAGGAGGCACUCCCCCUCCCAGAGCUCUGCCCCCAGAGGACAGCGGGACAGGACACAGGUUUGUCUGCCCUCGAGACGCCUGCAUGA
Molecule: messenger RNA, 1275 nt
Organism: Knipowitschia caucasica
Lineage: Eukaryota; Metazoa; Chordata; Actinopteri; Gobiiformes; Gobiidae
Source: the annotation of a GenBank genome assembly